CUGGCGGGGGGGCGGGACUUCUUCGUUGCCGUGGCGGCGGCGGCGGGGCUGGUGAGGCAGCGGCGGCGGCAGGUGGGCAGCGGCGGCGGCGGCGGGGUUUCGGCGGCUUCUCAUGGGGAUUGAGCCGGGCCCUGGGGGGCUCUGGAGGCGCCGCCGCGCCCGGAAGGAUAAAGCUACAUGACUUGCUGAAAAGAGAGAAGAUGCUAUGCUGGGGAUACUCAUCUUUUGGACAGCCUGGGAUAGGUAGCAACUUCCAGGUCAUCAUUCCUGAACCGCAGGUGUAUGGAUUCAUUCAUGACAGAAAUGUCAAGGAGGUGGCCUGUGGAGGAAACCAUUCUAUCUUCCUGCUGGAAGAUGGGGAAGUGUAUACCUGCGGCUUGAACACCAAAGGCCAACUGGGGCAUGAGAGUGAAGGAAGCAAGCCAGAACAAAUUGGAGCACUGGCAGGGCAGCACAUCGUGCACGUGGCCUGUGGAGAGUCUCACAGUGUGGCACUCAGCGACCAGGGCCAGCUCUUCUCCUGGGGCGCGGGCAGCGAUGGACAGUUGGGCCUCACUACUAUAGAAGAUGCAGUGACAGUACCAAGGUUGAUAAAGAAAUUGAACCAACAGACGAUACUGCAGGUUUCCUGUGGAAAUUGGCAUUGCCUGGCUUUGGCAGCAGAUGGCCAGUUCUUCACAUGGGGGCAGAACAGCUAUGGUCAGCUGGGCUUGGGUAAAGAAUGUCCCUCCCAAGCCAGCCCACAACGUGUCAAAUCUCUUGAUGGGAUCCCUUUGGCUCAGGUUGCUGCAGGCGGAGCCCACAGCUUCGCCCUGUCUCUCUCAGGAGCAGUGUUUGGCUGGGGGAAGAACAGCUCAGGGCAGCUGGGAUUAAGUGAUGAACGAGACCGAGAAUCUCCUUGCCAUGUGAAGCUGUUGCGGUCUCAGAAGGUUGUUUACAUCAGCUGUGGAGAAGAACAUACAGCAGUUCUGACAAAGAGUGGAGGGGUGUUCACGUUCGGUGCAGGUUCCUGUGGGCAGCUGGGACAUGACUCCAUGAAUGACGAAGUGAACCCCCGAAGAGUUCUCGAGCUAAUGGGCAGCGAAGUAUCCCAGAUCGCUUGUGGCAGACAUCACACUUUAGCCUUUGUGCCUUCUUCAGGAAUGAUCUAUGCAUUUGGCUGUGGAACAAGAGGCCAGCUAGGAACUGGGCACACGUGCAAUGUUAAGUGUCCCUCUCCGGUGAAGGGUCACUGGGCAGCUCACAAUGGGCAACUCUCAGGGAAACCUGAUGCUUGUAAAUAUCACAUUGUUAAACAUAUCUUCUCUGGAGGAGACCAAACAUUUGUGCUUUGCUCCAAAUAUGAGAAUUCCUUGCCUGCCGAUGAUUUCCGGACCAUAAAUGAAGCACGUUACACCUGUAUAAUAAAUGAUGAAACUAUAGAUGUCUGGAGGCAAAAGCUUUUAGAAAAGAACAGUUCUAAUUCUGUCAAUAAUGUAGUUCAGAUAGUGUCCUCGGCUGCCUGCUGGAAUGGAAGCUUCCUGGAGAAGAAAAUUGAUGAACAUUUUAAGACCAGUCCGAAGAUCCCGGGGAUUGAUUUGAACUCCACCAGAGUGUUGUUUGAGAAGCUGAUGAACUCUCAGCACUCCAUUCUCCUAGACCAGAUAUUAAAGAGCUUUGAAAGCUUUUUGAUUCCUCAGCUGUCCAGCUCACCACCAGAUGUUGAGGCGAUGAGGAUCUAUUUGAUUCUACCGGAAUUCCCACUCUUCCAAGACUCAAAGUAUUAUAUAACAUUAACACUUCCUCUAGCAAUGGCUAUUCUGCGCCUUGAUACCAACCCCAGCAAAGUUCUUGAUAACUGGUGGUCUCAAGUGUGCCCAAGGUAUUUCCUGAGGCUAGUGGACCUCUAUAAAGGGGCAGUGGUAUACCUCCUCAGUGGAAGAAAGACACUGUUGAUCCCAGUCCUGUUCAGUAGCUAUAUUACAGCUGCUCUCAGACUUCUGGAGAAACUCCACAAGGUAAAUCAAAAGGUUAAACACGUAGAAUAUGAUAAGUUUUAUAUCCCUGAGAUUUCCAGCUUGGUGGACAUUCAGGAGGAUUAUCUCAUGUGGUUCUUGCAUCAGGCUGGAAUGAAAGUAAGACCUUCUAUCAUGCAGGAUGCUGUGACACUCUGUUCUUAUCCUUUCAUCUUCGAUGCUCAGGCCAAGACCAAGAUGUUACAGACAGAUGCUGAACUACAGAUGCAGGUGGCAAUAAAUGGUGCAAAUUUGCAGAAUGUCUUCAUGCUUCUCACCCUGGAGCCUCUGCUGGUCAGAAGCCCUUUCUUGGUACUUCAUGUCCGCAGGAGUAACUUGGUCGGUGAUGCUUUGAGGGAGUUGAGCAUCCAUUCAGACAUUGAUUUGAAAAAGCCUCUUAAAGUCAUCUUUGAUGGUGAGGAAGCUGUUGACGCUGGAGGGGUGACAAAGGAAUUUUUCCUCCUAUUACUAAAAGAACUGCUCAACCCCAUCUAUGGCAUGUUCACUUACUACCCAGAGUCAAACCUGCUGUGGUUUUCAGACACGUGUUUUGUAGAACACAACUGGUUUCACUUGAUUGGCAUCAUAUGCGGUCUUGCAAUAUACAACUUCACCGUGGUAGACCUGCACUUUCCCUUGGCUCUGUACAAAAAGCUCUUGAAUGUGAAGCCGUGCCUAGAGGAUUUGAAGGAGCUGUCCCCUACAGAAGGAAGGAGUCUUCAGCAGCUUUUAGAUUACCCUGGGGAAGAUGUAGAAGAGACAUUCUGCUUGAAUUUUACAAUCUGUCGGGAAAGCUAUGGUGUGACAGAGCAGAAGAACCUGAUUGAAGAUGGAGACAAAAUUCUGGUGCAGAAGGAUAAUAAGGAAGAAUUUGUUGAAGCCUAUGUGAAUUACAUCUUCAACCUGUCCAUCCACGAGUGGUACACGGCCUUUUCCUCUGGCUUCCUGAAAGUGUGUGGUGGGAAAGUCCUGGAACUCUUCCAGCCCACAGAGCUCAGGGCCAUGAUAGUUGGAAACAGUAACUACAACUGGGAGGAACUGGAGGAGAGUGCUGUCUAUAAAGGAGACUACACUGCGACCCACCCAACUGUGAGAAUGUUUUGGGAAACCUUUCAUGCAUUUCCCUUGGAAAAGAAGAAGAAAUUUCUCUUGUUUCUGACGGGCAGCGACCGCAUCCCCAUCUACGGCAUGUCGAGCCUGCGCAUCGUGAUCCAGUCCACUGCCAGCGGUGAGCAGUACCUGCCCGUGGCUCACACCUGCUACAACCUUCUGGACCUGCCCCAGUACAGCAGCAAGGAGGUCCUCAGCGCCCGGCUCAUCCAAGCCAUCGAUCACUAUGAGGGCUUUAGCUUAGCUUGACCGGUAGGGAAGAGACACAGACGCUUGGGUACCGAGGAAAGAAACAGUGGGGUUGGCUUUAUUUUUGUAAGGGAAUGGAUCAGAACGUUUUGGGGAAAAAUAUAAUUAAUAGUAAUAAUAGAUACAGAUGAUGCAGAAUCUCAGCCUGAUGCUGUCAGCAUUUUCUGGGAUUUCAGCAGGGAGAGACUAUUCCUUUGAAUUUUUUCUAAUCCACUGAAGGAAAUCAGUUCAGUGGGAUUUUUUGUUGUUUCCUUUCUCACUUUGCACCACUGCCCUCCCAGCAACUCCUUGUAGUUUGCUUUUACUGCCCCUGCCCACACAGACUUACCUCUCCUUUUAGUCCAGUUUAAAUAUGUUGAUGUUUUUUGCAUUUUAGGCUAUGGUGGAAAUUCAGGAUGAAAUAGUAAUCUUCUUUUUGAAAAGCUGUGAUUUUUCCCUACCCUUUUUCCCUCCCUUUUUAAUGCAAGCUGGUUCUUGCUUGCUUUGAAUGGGUAUGUCCCCUCUGCCCCUCGGUCCGGGCAGGCGGGUACUGGGCUGGGGUGUCAUUUGUGACCUCCCAGUACAGUGUAUUUGUUAUGGUACAUGCUCUGCCUUCUUGCACCAGGCUGUCUCACGGUGAGUACAGUGGUUUGUGGGGUUGGCUUGUUUUUCUUCUUUUGUCUCAAAUUUUGUUCCCAAGCAAUGUCUUCUUAAAAAAGCCUCAGACUCCUCUGGAGCGGGGGUUGUGUUCAGGCUUUUGGAAGAACAAACCGUACCUAUAAUAAUGGGUUUCUCAAAUUGCAUCUCUCUUGUAUUGUGUUUCUAUGUUGGUAAGUCUACAAGAUAGACAGGGUGGGCUUAACUGGGCCCUGUUUUUCCAUCUGAGCAGACGUGUUGUUCCAAUACAAGGUGGGGUGGCUGCUUUUACUGCUGCUGCCUUUUUCCAGAAGUCGUGCGUGCGUGUGCGUGUGUGUGUGCGUGUGUGUGUGUGCGUGUGUGUGUGUGUUUGCAAGCUCUCCAAUCUCAUGAGGUCAGAGAAGAAGAAAUAAGCAUGAAACCUACGUUCAUGUAUUAACCCUCUCUUUGGAGAUUGGUUUUAUUUUUCAAGUUGGGAUUAUUUUCUGGGGUUUAAGCUGUUUGAGAGAAGCCCUUUCACUUGUCAGCUAUUUUGCCCAGUAAGUGCUGGGGGCCCCUAAAGGACAAUCUGUAUGAAUUAGGUUGGAAAUGUACAUUAAGAGUUGAGUAGGCAAAAGCAUGAACUAAAUAUAUUCUACAAGAUAAGAGAGCCUUUAUCCUCUUCACCCCAAUCCCAUCCCUCAUUAAAUGAAGUUUGAAUGAUCCCCCAUUUUUCAAGUCUUGGUGUAAAUCUCAUUUUAAGCCUAUGGUGGUUUUGGAAUGGACUUGUUAUUACGACAUACAGUAUUUAUGCACCAUGUUCAAUAUAUAAUAUUGAACUUUGCACCUCGUAACAAAAGGUUUUCAGCUUCUGGGUUUUUUUUUUUUUAAAGACAAGCUGGUGGCUACACUGAGAGCCCUCCAGCCUCUUUAUAAUGCAGCAUUAAAGACAAAUAUACAAUUA
Messenger RNA from Dromaius novaehollandiae (emu), 4911 nucleotides. RefSeq names its product HECT and RLD domain containing E3 ubiquitin protein ligase 3 (gene HERC3). NCBI's taxonomy places the organism in Eukaryota, Metazoa, Chordata, Aves, Casuariiformes, Dromaiidae. Bases 201 to 3353 code for a protein of 1050 amino acids. Gene Ontology annotation, molecular function: ubiquitin protein ligase activity. Gene Ontology annotation, biological process: protein polyubiquitination. The record is from RefSeq and is a predicted model, not a curated record. The transcript is spliced from 25 exons.